UGUGCUGCUGUUUUUCUGCCGCCACCAUUUUAGCUCACUUUAAAGUUUAAACAAUACACAACUUGUUUGGAUUGAUGGUUCUGUACAUGUUAAAUGUAGUUUAGUCUUUUUAAUGUUACUGUGAAGCACAGUUUCUCUGUUUGAGCAGUACCUGUGGAGGUUGAACUUCUCCAGUUUCAUCGCAGUACUUUAUUACGUCGCAAAGCACUCAAGAGCUCGGAUCAGGACUGCAAGCAACAGUGUCAUCAUUUAUUCACCCCCACUGAUGAAGCAGCAUGGAUGAACCUCUCACUAUGGCAUCACGUCACAAUGCCACACUUAUAAAUCCAGGUCCUCCAGCGCUUUACCAACUGAAAACUGAAAGAAAAUAUAUUGAUGGGACUAACAGAAAGGUCAGACGAUGGACAUACGGACAAAAAGAUAGAAACAAGCAGAACAAAGUCAUACUGAUGGUGGGAGAAACCGGCGCUGGGAAAACAACCAUCAUCAACACCAUGAUCAACUACUUACUGGGAGUGAAGUUUAAAGAUCAAGAGUUUUCUCAAAUCACAGAAGAAGAAGAAGAUAUAAAUGAAUCACAAUCCCAUGCACAUCAGAUGACUGUUUAUGAAGUGUUUGUUGAAGAAAACCCAACAUCUCUGACCAUCAUUGACACUCCAGGAUACGGAAACACUGAAGGAUACGAGAAAGACCGAGAGAUUUCUGAGUAUCUGAUGAGAUUAUUUUCAGAUGAGGAUGGGAUUCAUUAUAUUGAUGCAGUGUGUUUUGUGAUGAAGGCGUCUCAGAAUCGACUCUCUGAAAAAGAGUUUUACAUCUUUCACUCAGUUCUGUCUCUGUUUGGUAGAGAUAUAGAGGAGAACAUAGUGUUUCUACUCACAUAUUCAGAUGCAGGACCUCCAACAGAUGCUCUUAAUGCCAUUAAAACAGCAGAAAUACCCUGCAGAAGAGAUGAGAGAGAAAAACCUGUUCACUUCUUAUUCAACAACCAGCAGAAACAGCAAAGAGACAAGCAGUAUGAACAUGCAUUCAGAUCAUCAUGGGAAAUGGGAGAGAGAAGCUUGAAUGAGUUCUUCACACUCCUGGCUGAAAAGAACAGAAAAAGUGUUGUGAUGACAUCAGAUGUUCUGAACGAGCGAAGACGACUUGAGGCCUGUGUGUCUUAUCUGAAGGAGCAAAUUAGUGAGAAAGAGUUAAAAACGGAAGAACUGAAUAAGGUUAAGGAAGCCAUCAUAAAGAACAGAGACAAAAUUAAAAAAUUUGAAAACUUUCCGUUUACAGUCAAAACAGCUGUGAAAGAAAACGUCUCCACUGAAAAUGAAUGGUGGUGGAACAGAAAUGCAACCUGCUGCUCCGACUGUGAGGAAAACUGUCAUGAGCACUGCUCAGAUGAAGAACCUUCAAAGUGUUCAGUCAUGAAAAACAAUCAAUGCACUGUGUGUACAGGAAAGUGUCAUUACAGCAAACAUGUUAGAGAGAACAAAAAAUAUGUGACAAAGACAAUCACUUUGACAUUUGUUGACUUGAAACAGGAGUAUGAACACACUGGUGAAAAGCCUAAAACCAGCUUUCAAAAAUACAUUUUUGAAAACAUUACAAAGGAACAUAAAAGUCACAUGACAGAGUUUCAGAAUAAAAUAAAAAUAGAAGAAAAAGUGAAGAGCGAACUUGAGAAGAUGAAAAAUGAAAAGUCCAAACUGCUUCAUGAAGCUUAUGUGACAGUCAUGAAUCUGUCAGAGAUUGCACUUAAAUCAGACAGCGCUUUCACUCUUCAACAUCUGGAUUUCUUGAUUCCCAGACUGAAGGAGGAGGGAAAAGAUGAAUGGAUGAAGAACCUGGAGGAUCUGAGGAAAGCUGGAGAAGAGAGGAAGAACAAAGGGGCUUUAUGUCACGUCAUGGAAUUUGCAGCGGCAUCAUCCACUCAUGACCGCCGGCACAAGAGCUUGGAUGAACCUCCCGAAAUAAUAGCCGGAGUCAUUCGUCUCAGAGAUGAAUUUAUUGAGCUCUAUGAGAGAGAUCACCUUGAACUACAACAGUGCACAGAGAGACUGCACAGUAUUAUCGAAGAAUUUGAAGAAGGUUACAGACGUUCUCCUGAAGCCUCCAGAGAUGCAGGAUGGCUGGGAAUCUGUGGAGGUGUUGCUCUGUUUGCAGGCAUAGUUGCAGCUCCAUUUACUCUGGGAACUUCUCUUCUUGCUACUGCUUAUGUUGUUGUCACAAGAGUACUGGCACUAAGAGCUGCUCGAUUUUCCCGUGGAAUAAACAGCUCUAAUCAAAUGCCGCAGAUGACAAAAUUAAGACAAGACAUUGAAGUUGAACUGAAAGAAUUUCAGGAUAAAAUCAAGCCUAUGAUUGAAAAGAUGAACAAAAUUAAGCAUACUGAGAAAAUAUUAAAAGAGCAAGAUGUCAUACAGAUAGAAGAUGUUGUUGAAUUGACUGCACAGAUGUCUGCAAAUAUGCAUUCAACUGCAUCACUAGCAGCAGAUGUUGGCAGAUUUAACUUUGUGCUUGCUAUGAUCUCAGUUUUAAAAAAUACCAGUGUGCUCAAAGACAUGAAGAAACUAGCAGAAACACCCAUAGAUGAAGAAAUAGACGAAAGUGGGAUGACAUCAAAGGUUGGAAAAUUCAUUGUUGAAAUGAAGAAAUUCAUUCAUCAGCUACAGAACAUCACCAUUAAACUUCAGAAAGCAAAAGACAAAAUAGUAAUUUAUUAGGAUAUAACGUGACAAAAGGAAAAUGGCACAAUUGAGACACAUACUUGAUUCAGUUAACAACAGCUAGUGACCAACAUCUCUCUGCUAUGAAUCAUAAUCAUUAAACAGGAUACAACCAUAUAGGAUGUGUUAUGUAAGCCGCUAUGCACGCUGUGUAUGUGCGUCAUGUUUAUGUAUGUGUGGUAGCGUUGUGUGUUCAAGAUCCAAUUGGUCCCUCAGCCUCAGUCUUUCUGAUGACAUUCACGCUGCCAAACACCUUUCAACACCCAGUUUUAAAAGCCUGUGUAUCCCCCAGUUGUUUUGCUCAAUUUGCUUUCGUUAUACUGCUCUUUGCUUGUGUGUGAUUUGUUGCUCUGUUUUUGUUCUGAGAUUGUUUUCUGCAUAUUUUACGUGUGCUUAAUACUUGUUAGAAGAGUCCUUUGUUGUUGAUUUGUUUGUACAGUGUAUAGUUGCGUUUUACUGUUCAGUCUUUCCAGUUAUCACGUUGUGUGUGAGGCUGGGAAGGUGCGUGCAGGUAAGUUGGUCACGCGACAUACACUGUGCAACACGUAGGACAUUUUCCCUUCUGUAUUAGACACACUAGGUUUUGGAGAAAGUGCCACCCUCUGUAUGUUUUUUUCCGCUGUUUUUCGUUAGGCCAUGUAGUUUAGUUAGGGUGUUUCUACUCCGAAGAUCUUUUUCUUUCCACAUUUUCUUUUUGGUAGUUAGUUUAGUUUGUUAAAACCCUCAUCCGUCCCUCGGGUCAUUUUGACCCAGAAAUGAUUUUCAAAAAAAUUCUAAAAAUAGUGUUGAUCGUACCAGUCCAAGAUUUCUUUACUUUUGUCACACUUGC
Molecule: messenger RNA, 3543 nt
Organism: Sinocyclocheilus grahami
Lineage: Eukaryota; Metazoa; Chordata; Actinopteri; Cypriniformes; Cyprinidae
Exons: 5
Coding region: 276-2711 (811 amino acids)
Molecular function (GO): ATP hydrolysis activity; GTP binding
Source: RefSeq, a predicted model, not a curated record